Mytilus trossulus (common blue mussel) is the source of this 486-nucleotide messenger RNA. RefSeq lists its product as uncharacterized. The transcript has 3 exons. Bases 24 to 443 code for a protein of 139 amino acids. The record is from RefSeq and is a predicted model, not a curated record. NCBI's taxonomy places the organism in Eukaryota, Metazoa, Mollusca, Bivalvia, Mytilida, Mytilidae.
UAUUAAUUGGUUUGAAUACAAACAUGAAUAUUCAAAUAACUUUAUUGACUGUAUUCGUUUGUGUAUUCUUACCAAAGAGUUAUGAUGGAAGAUUAACUUACAACUAUUUUGACGAGAUGGCGCAAUCGUACUGUGCAAGUCGCUCAUUGGGUUAUGUGUUUUCUCUUCGAAGAAAUUGUGCGGGACGAGCAAAUACUUGCGAGGAAAUCUGUGCAGGUGCAAAGACUGAACUAUUGGCUUCAAUCAAUUACCAGAGAAAGCGAGUCAAAUGCUUUGAUGCAUACCAUAUCAGUAAAUAUCAUAGCAAGCUUCGGGAUAAUCCCUCUAGUUGGCAGCCUGAUGCAGAGAAAGUAAAUCUGAAAACCUAUGGAUAUGGUAAUGGUGGGUGUACGUGGAAAGCUAACCAUUGUGGACCAAACUACUGCUGUUGCAAAGCUUAUUAAAAUGUUUGAGACUACCAAUGAAUUAAAAAUAUCCUAUAUUUUA